AUGGUCAACUACUCAAGGUGCUGUGUGACAAUUAUGCUAUUAGCAUGGAUGACAAUCAUUACUCUAGCUUUACAGUCUGCGUCUGAAAAAACGACAGGCUCAAAUGCAUGCAUUAACAAGCAGACUUGCCAUGACUGUAUACAGACCCCCAGUUGUGCAUGGUGUUCUAUGCCUGGGUUUGGUAACAAACGGUGCUUUCUUCCACAUGUUAAUGCCAAAAUAUCAGCAGAAUGUCCUGAUGAUUAUACUAUUAAUCCUGAUAACGAGUACAUUAAAAUAAGAUAUAAAGACUUAACCAAAGGAAGUUAUAGUCCUGUGAUUGGUUUAAAAGAAGAUAAUAAACAAAAAGAACAAAAAUCAGUCAGCAAAGAUGACAUAGGCAGUAAUAAACAAGAAGCAGUGCAACUUUAUCCUCAGGAAGUUAGCUUGAAAUUGAGAAUAAAUGAGGUCCAGAAAAUCAAAAUUGAAUUUGCUCAGGCAGAUGAUUAUCCAGUUGAUUUAUAUUAUCUUAUGGACUUGAGUAACUCUAUGAAAGAUGACAAGCAAAAAUUGUCUGAUUUGGGUCAGCUGCUUGUAGAAAGUAUGAGCAACAUAACUAGUAAUUUCAGAUUAGGUUUUGGCAGUUUUGUCGAUAAAGUUGUCAUGCCUUAUGUGAGCAUGGUGCCAAAAGCCUUGAUAGAACCUUGUGAUGGAUGUGCUGCACCAUACGGUUAUCGAAAUCAUAUGCCUUUAUCUCAAAACACUCGUAGAUUUGCGACAGAGGUACGAGAUGCCCCAGUUUCUGGUAAUUUAGACGCUCCCGAAGGUGGCUUCGACGCUAUAAUGCAGGCAAUAGUCUGUAGAGACGAAAUUGGCUGGCGCGAAAAAGCUCGUAAGCUCUUGCUAUUUUCGACCGAUGCCAGUUUUCACUAUGCCGGCGACGGUAAACUAGGUGGCAUCGUCAAGCCCAACGAUGGUAUGUGCCAUCUCGACAAAACAGGACUAUACACGCAUUCCACUCUUCAAGAUUACCCCAGCAUCUCUCAAAUCAACAGAAAAGUCAAGGAAAACUCUGUCAACAUAAUUUGGGCUGUUACAGAGGAGCAAAUUAGAAUUUACAAUAAUUUGACGAAUCUCAUUGAAGGUUCAUACGCUGCCAAACUCAGCAACGAUUCCAGUAACAUCGUAGAUUUAGUUCGUGAGCAAUACAAUGCGAUCUCUAGUUCCAUUGAAAUGAAAGAUACUGCAAGUAGUAAUGUCAAUCUAAAGUAUUACUCCAGUUGCCUGGGCGGACCAAUGGUCGAGACCAACAAGUGCGAUGGAAUGAAAGUCGGUAACAAAGUUGAAUUCACCGUAGAAGUCGAAGUACCGGCUUGCCCGGAAAAUCGCUCCGAAUGGAAUCAGAAGUUCCUCAUAUAUCCGGUCGGUAUCAACGAAUCGCUAACUGUAAAUCUCGAAAUGAUCUGCGAUUGCGAUUGCGAGCGACCGGACACCAGCGCAACGUUUACGCGCGGGUUCCAGCCGAAUUCCACGGAGUGCGAGAAUCACGGCGAUCUCAGCUGCGGCAUUUGCGCCUGCUAUGCGGGCUACUUUGGCAAGAAGUGCGAUUGCGACGCGAGCAAGGGGGUCUCGGCCAAAACGAGCGAUCUGGCCUGCCGACCCGAUAACACGACGACCGUCGACUGCAGCGGCCGCGGCACCUGCGAGUGCAAUCAAUGCAACUGCAACAAAAGAUCCGAUGGCGAGGAAAUCACCGGACAAUACUGCGAGUGCGAUAACUUCUCGUGCGACCGUCGCAACGGUGAGUUGUGCUCGGGCCCGAGCCACGGUACGUGCGAUUGCGGUAAGUGCGAGUGCCAUCCCGGCUGGAGCGGCAAGGCGUGCGAAUGCAGCACCAACAAGGACACCUGCUACCUCGACGGCCUCGAGUGCUCCGGACACGGUACAUGCGAGUGCGGAAAAUGCAAGUGCCACGAUGACGGCGAUAUGCACUACUCUGGCCAGUUUUGCCAGAUUUGUCGCACGUGUCCGAGCCGAUGCGACGACCUGAAGCCCUGCGUCCUCUGCGAAGCUCACCGAAUGCUCGGCAGCAACGACACGACGACGAUGGACGAGCCGCCCCCGGAAUGCAACACCACCUGCAAGAUCAGCGACAUCAAGUACGAGUACGUCGACACGAUCGAGAUCGACAUCGACCGCGAGGAGGGAAGCUGCAGCGACUACGACGAUCAAGAUUGCAAAUACUUCUUCGCCUAUCAUCACAAUAUUACCACGAACAAAUUUCACGUGCGCCUGCAAAAGAAUCGCGAGUGCCCGCCGCAAGUCUACGUAUUAGGAAUAGUACUGGGAGUCAUUGCCGCCGUAGUAUUAGUUGGGCUCGCUCUGCUAUUACUAUGGAAGCUGCUCACUACUAUUCACGAUAGGAGAGAAUUUGCGAGAUUCGAGAAGGAACGCAUGAUGGCCAAGUGGGACGCUAGUGAAAAUCCGAUUUACAAGCAGGCAACAUCGACCUUCAAGAAUCCCAUGUAUUCAGCCGGUAGCAACAAAUGAGAAGAGGAGACGGAUUACGGAUCGAUGGUCGCGAAACACUGGCAUUUUUCCAAAAUUUAAUCGCGUUAAAAUAUUCAAAUUUUUCUAGAUGAGAGUAUUGUAUUACUGCCAUAAUAAUGUUAAGUAGUAGCUCCUUCAUAUUGUAAAUUUCUUCAACGAGAGAGAAAGAGAGAGCUGAGCUGAAAAUCCGAUGUGAUUAUUUGAGCCACUUAAAACCGAUUUAAUGAAAUUUUUUACAUACUUAUUUUUAUCCAUUCUUACAAUGGAAUUGCGAAAGAAAAUAUAUUCAUACGAAUGAUAUGAACAUGAAUUUAUCGUAUUAAGUAGAGUAAUUUAUGUAUUAUAUUAAGAAAAAAAUACGAUAAGCACAUCAUAUACGCGCACACAAUGUAAAAAUCUCAAAAACUUAAGUGCCUAUACAGCAAUUUUUUUCGAUAAAUCAAAUAUAUGUAUUGUAAAUUUUUACGAUAGCAGGUGACUUCUAGUCACGAUGUAUACUGUUGAAGUUGAAGUUUAACCAAUGAUAUAAGCGCAAUAGUUCUUCCAUGUUUUCUCUAUAACAGAGAAGUAGUUCUAUGUGAUUAUUUUGAAAUCAAUUUAUCAAAUUUUUUAAUUUUUGUAAUAUAAAAAUUUAAUAUCAAGUAAUAUCUAUA
Trichogramma pretiosum is the source of this 3182-nucleotide messenger RNA. Its product is annotated as integrin beta-PS. Gene Ontology annotation, cellular component: cell surface; integrin complex; focal adhesion. Lineage: Eukaryota; Metazoa; Arthropoda; Insecta; Hymenoptera; Trichogrammatidae. The coding region runs from base 1 to 2529 and encodes 842 amino acids. The record is from RefSeq and is a predicted model, not a curated record. Gene Ontology annotation, molecular function: integrin binding. The transcript has 9 exons. Gene Ontology annotation, biological process: cell migration; cell adhesion mediated by integrin; integrin-mediated signaling pathway.